Messenger RNA from Effrenium voratum, 7146 nucleotides. The record is from the annotation of a GenBank genome assembly. NCBI's taxonomy places the organism in Eukaryota, Dinophyceae, Suessiales, Symbiodiniaceae.
AUGGACGGACACUUUCGCACUACGAUGCUGGCGUUGCUUGCUGUGCUGCAAGCUGCCAGCGCAUACGAGACAUGGCACAUGGUGGACAUAGCCCAAGUGGUGUGCCCGAAGCCAGUGAGCAGCAAGCCAGAUGCGCCCCCCUUUCCGGACUACAACCUUGGCAUCAACUACACCAGCGCCAUGGUGGUGGACGCCCCGCACAUCGUGAGCUUCAUCCGCGCCAGCAAGCAGGCCGUGAAGGUGGUCUUCAAGAUUGAGGAUUACUACGGAGAUGAGGUGGUGCCGGAGACCACGGUGGAGCUCCAAGAGCUGUCAGACGCGGUGCCCAGCAGCUGCACGUGCUCCAACCCUACGAUCCCUGCCAGCGUAUCAGCCACCUUCGGGGCCAACUACGGUGCUCAGUGCCAGGCCUGGGACGAGCCGAAGUGCGGGGAGCUCUGGGGCAACGUGUCCCUGGGGGAGUGGUGCUGUCGCCCUUGGUGCUAUGCCACCAGCGACUGCCCCGACGCCUUCCAGAGCCAAGCCAUCCCCGGGCAGUACUUCAGUUAUGCAGCCUGCAACACCUAUGACCCGGUGACGCCUUGCCAAUGGACUGCCAUCGCAGAGGCGAACGACCCCUGCAAUUGCAAGAACAUGGGCUCCAGCUUCAACGCAGCAAUGAGCUCCAAGUUUCCCAGCACUUAUGGGUCCCAGUGCGGGUCUUGGGAUAUGACUAACUGCGCCACCAACUACGCGCCGGAUCAGGUGGACACCUGGUGUUGCUCCAGUUGGUGUUAUGUGGAUAAGGCCUGCUCGAGUGCCUUGGCCUCAUUGAAUCCUGGCAUGGAGUCAGUCCUGUACUGGUCCAACAAUGUGUGUCAAGACGAUCCUGCGCUGAUGGUGCAGUGCCCCUACAAGCCCCAGCCGAACGUCUCGGACAGCGAUACCUCCUGUGCUUGCCUGGAGGAGACAAUGCCGAGUAGUAUUGUUGAGAGCCUGGGCGUGAAUGCAUCCCUAUAUGCAGACUAUGGCAAGGUCUGCGGAGCUCAUGACGCGCUGAUUUGUGACAAGACCUAUCCCAACGCCCAGUUGGGUAUGUGGUGCUGCAUGUCAUGGUGCUGGGUAAGUGAGACGUGUCCAACCUCGCGGGCCUCCACUGUGUGGCCGGGGCAUUUCUGGAGCCAAGAGAAAUGCGAUAUGGACGCGGACGCGGUGUCCAGCUGCCAGUACGACAGGGCAUGCGAGUGUCGGGGCCAGCUUCCGGAUGGGACCUUCACCGAUGCCAAAUUUGCCGCUGACUAUGGCAGUUCCUGCUAUGCCUGGGACAAUAGCUCCUGCAAGGUGACCUGGGGGAGCGACAGUGACAGUUCCUGGGACACUUCGUCGGAUCACGAGUGGUGCUGCGACGCCUGGUGCUAUGUCAACGAAUCCUGUCCCAUCGCCAAGAAGUCCUGGCUGGGAAUUGGCUUUUACUUCAGCUACGAGACGUGCGACGAUCCGCCAGCGACCUACAACGAAGGCACCGACACCUGUGAUGCAACGCGACGCUUGGCGGGACGCCAACUCGCCGGCCGCCGCAGAUCAGGGGGAGGAGGUUGGAGCAGCUACUCGAGCUACAGUGCCCCCCGGCGCCGUGCCCCUGCUGCACCGGCCACCUCUCCCAGACGGCGCUCAUACUCCGCGCCCUCCGCCUACAGCCCCCGUCGCCGUGCCCCGGUCUCUCCCCGGCGACGGGACGUGCGGCGACGGGCGCCGCCCCCGCCGGUGCCAGCGCCCAUCGAGGCCAGGCGACGCACGACCAGCAUGGACGGCAACACCUACACCACCAGCCCGCGGCGCCGCUCCACGGACACCACACUGCGUCGGAGGCGUUCUGAGCCGGAGCUGCCCUAUGGCUACGCCAGCCGCCCCCAGAUGAUGAACAAUUAUGGUGGAACCAUGCCUAUGCAGACACCCUACGGCUACUCGGGCUACAACGCUGUGCCUGCCCAGAAGCCGGCCAACGUAGCCAUGUACGCAGCCGGCGGCGCUGUUGCUGGGGCGGUGGUGGGUGCGGGAGCCAUGUAUGCCUACAACAACAUGUACAGCGACUCCUGGGGUGAUCACCGCCGAAGGCGCAUCUACCCCUUUGGCAGGCCCAACUAUUGCAUCGUCACAGCCGGCGGGGAUCGGAACGGCGCCUUCAUGGAGUGCCAGCAGUGCUACAACAUGUACGGCUAUUCCGCGUGCCCAUCUGCAAAUUCUUGCCAGACAGCCGCAGGCUGCCGCUACACGACGCCUCAGGCCCUGAGCCGAGAUGACUUGGCCAGCACCGGCUUUGUGCCCAAUCGAUUCACCCCGCCGCUGCGGGUCACCUUCACGACCAUCACCGGGCCCGGCAUCAACACGGACCCGCUGGAAGGUAUAUGUCCACCGGAGACCCAGGCGCAAGCCGAUCUGGUUGCCCAGUUCAACAAAACCAUGUCCUUCAAGCCGGAGCUGUUCCUGGUGCUCACACAGCAGCAGACCUUGGCUUUGCUGUUAUGUGCAGUGACGGCCUAUGCUGGGGACACCUGGCACAUGGUGGACGUCGCCCAAGUCGUGUGUCCCAAGCCUACAACCAGCGAUCCGAACGCCCCUGCUUUCCCGGAUUACAACCUGGGUAUCGAGUACACAAGCGCAGCUCGGGCAUCAUUUGCCAUGGACGAGAACGCUCCUCACAUUGUGACCUUCAUUCGCUCCAGCCAGCAAGCGAUGACCCUGAAGUUCAGGAUCGAGGAUUACAAUGGCGAGCAGGUGGUUCCAGAGACCACCAUCACGUUGAAUGAGUUGAGCAGCACUGUGCCCAGCACCUGCAAAUGCACCAACCCAACAAUCCCGGCGAGCGUGUCGAGUACCUUCGGUGCCAACUACGGUACACAAUGCCAAGCCUGGGACAAUGCCAACUGCGGGGACCUCUGGGGCAACGUGUCGCUGGGCGCCUGGUGCUGUCGGCCUUGGUGCUACGCCUCCAGCGACUGCCCGGACGCCUACCAGAGCCAGGCCAUGCCAGGGCAGUACUUCAGCUAUGCGGCCUGCAACAGCUUUUCUCCUACGUCUCCUUGCACCUGGACGGCCGUGGCGCAGCAGAACGACCCAUGCACCUGCAAGAACAAGGGCGGCAUCUUCAGCGAUAUAAUGAAGUCGAAGUUCGCGCUGAGCUAUGGGUCUGAGUGCGGGUCCUGGGACAUGCAGACCUGCGCCACCAACUAUCGCCCGGACCAGGUGGACCUUUGGUGCUGCUCCUCCUGGUGCUACGUGGACAAGGAGUGCCCUUCGGCCAUCGCCUCCUUGAACGAUGGAAUGGAGGGGAUCCUCUACUGGUCUGACAACGUGUGCCAGGAUGAUGCGGCAUUGAUGGUUCAGUGCCCCUACAAGCCGCAGCCCAACAACACCAACGCGUCCGCCUGCGAGUGCCUCAACGAGACCUUGCCUGACAGCUAUCUCUUAGAGAAGGGCGUGAACCUGAGCCUGCACAUGGGCUUUGGCGCCCAAUGUGCUCCCCAUGACGCCUUCCUCUGCGACACCAUGUACCCCACCGCCGACCAUGACAUGUGGUGCUGCCACUCCUGGUGCUACGUCGCGGAGACCUGCCCCACGGCUCGGGCCUCCACCAUCUGGCCGGGCCAUUUCUGGAGCGAGGAGAACUGCACUUUGGACCCGGAAGUCGUCUCCGCCUGCCCAUUCAGCAGUGCAUGCGAGUGCCGGGGCGCACUGCCCGCAGGGGUGCUGAGCAGUUCCUUCGCGGCCAACUACGGCGGCGCCUGCGGCGCCUGGGACUCCGUGGACUGCAAGGCCACCUGGGGCAGCGACGUGGACAGCGACUGGGACACAAGUGCAAAUCACGAGUGGUGCUGUGAUUCCUGGUGCUACGUCAACGAGUCCUGCCCCAUCGCCAAGAAGUCUUGGCUUGGCGUUGGAUACUAUUGGAGCUAUGAGACCUGCGACGAUUCCAACGCCACCUACGACGAGGCCAGCGACACCUGCACCACGGCUGCGCACCGGCGCCGCGUCGCCCGACGCCUGGAGCUUGAAGAGGACGCUGACGCUGACGAAGAGGAGAUCGGAGCGGCUCCUCGUCAAUUGGCGGGUCGCCGGCGCUCGAGUAGCAGCUGGAGCAGCUCGUCUUCUCGCCGCCGCGCCAGCUCCAGCAGCAGCUUCAGCAGCUUCAGCAGCUCCAGCUACCGCAGGCGAUCACCUCCCACCAGCAGCACCAGCCCCCGCCGCCGCUCCUUCUCCGCGCCCAGCGGCUGGUCCCCCCGGCGCCGGGCCCCGGUCUCCCCGCGGCGCCGCGACAUCCGGCGCCGGGCGCCUCCACCGCCGGUGCCUGCGCCCAUCAACACCCGGCGCCGCUCCACCAGCCUCAACGGGCAGACGUACGUCACGACCCCCCGGCGCCGCAGCACGUCCUCCACGCUGCGCCGCCGCCGAACUAUCCCAGUGCAGCCCUAUGGCUACUCCUCCCGGCCGCAGAUCAUGAACAACUACGGAGGCACCAUGCCUUAUCAGACGAGCUAUGGCUACUCGGGCUAUGGCGCCUAUCAACCAGGCACCCAACAGAAUGUCGCCAUGUAUGCCGCGGGCGGCGCAGUGGGAGGAGCCGUGGUUGGAGCCGGGGCCAUGUACGCCUACAACAACAUGUAUGGCGAUGCCUAUGGUGUCCACCGCCGUCGAUACAUCAAUAGCUACUCCAAUAUGGACUGGUGCAUGGUGACAGCAGCGGGCAGCCGGAACGGAGCCUUUAUGGAAUGCAGGAGGUGCUAUGACUUGUAUGGCUUCUCGUACUGCCCAUCUGCACGCUCCUGCAAUACGGCAUCUGGUUGCGCCUACACUGCGCCGCAGAGCUUCAACCGCGAUGACCUGGCGGCAACUGGAUUCUUGCCCAAGAGCUACACCUUUCCGUUGCGGGUGAUCUUCACCAGCAUCACCGGUCAGGGCGUUGACACUGAUCCCGUCACGGGCAUUUGCCCGCCUCAGACGGCGGCCCAGGCAGAUUUGAUUGCUCAGUUCAACAAGACCAUGUCCUUUAAGCCCGACCUGUUCCUGGUGCUCACAAAGCAAAACACCCUGCGGGAAGCUGGAGCCUGUGAUACUGACACCACCACCAAGUGCACGAGCUCUUGCUGGAUCGAUCACAGCGUUUGCACCAACGGCAUCUGCCUGUGCCAGUCGGGCUACUGCUGCUUGGAACGCAGGGAGUUGCGCCAAAGCAGCACCGGGGGCUAUGGCCCUGUGCUUGCCGCUCCCUUGGAAGGUGAUCUGCGUUGGCGGGAGCGAGCCUUUUUUCGGCAUUGUGCUUGCAUCACCGAGAUCCGACCAGUCCAGCUGGCAGUUUGCACAAAUUUGAUCCCAGAAUACAACGUCAGGAGCCAGCUUCCCUGGAUAGCCUGGGCGGAUAACACCUGGCACCUGGUAGAUGUCUCCCAAGUGAUGUGCCCGAAGCCCACGAGCAGCGACCCAAAUGCGCCGGCGCUGCCGGACUACAAGGUUGGCAUCGAGUACACCAGCUCAAUUGAUGAGAAUUCGCCCCACAUUGUGAGCUUCAUCCGCGCGUCGUCAGAAGCGAUGAUUGUGAAGUUCAGGAUCGAGGACGCCAACGGUGAGCAGGUUGUCCCAGAGAUCACUGUGGGAUUAAAUGCGGUGACCAACACCGUGCCCAGCACCUGCAAGUGCACCAACCCUUCGAUCCCUAGCAGCGUGUCGAGCAUCUAUGGCGCCAGCUAUGGAUCUUCAUGCCAAGCCUGGGACAAUGCCAACUGCGCUGAUUUGUGGGGCGACGUGUCGCUGGGCGCCUGGUGCUGUCGGCCCUGGUGCUACGCCUCCCGCGAGUGCCCAGACGCCUACCAGAGCCAGGCCAUGCCCGGGAAUUAUUUUAGCUAUGCGGCCUGCGAUAGUGUCGACCCCGUCACUCCAUGCACAUGGACGCAAGAGGCGAAGAAGCACGAUCCGUGCACCUGCAAGAACAGGGCCAGUCUCUUCAACACUGCCAUGAAUUCAAAGUUUCCCAGUGAUUAUGGCUCUUCAUGCGGGGCGUGGGACAUGGCAAACUGCGCGGUGAACUAUAGCCCUGACCAAGUGGACUUAUGGUGUUGCGCUGACUGGUGUUAUGUGGACAAGGAGUGCUCCCACGCCAUCGCAUCUUUGAAUGACGGCAUGGAGGGAAUCUUGUAUUGGUCAGACAACGCGUGCCAGGAUGAUGCAUCUCGGAUGCUUCAAUGUCCAUACAAGCCCACCCCCAGCACCACCAACGAAGCCGCCUGCCAAUGUCUCGGGGAGAGCCUUCCUGAGAGCUACCUGUCUGAGAAGGGCAUCAACGUGGCCCUUCAUGCGGGCUUUGGCGCCCAGUGCGGCCCCCACGACGCCUUCCUUUGCGAGAUUAUGUACCCCAACGCGGACCACGGCAUGUGGUGCUGCCACUCCUGGUGCUACGUCUCGGAGACCUGCCCCACGGCUCGGGCCUCCACCAUCUGGCCGGCCCACUUCUGGAGCGAGGAGAACUGCACGUUGGAUCCUGAGAUCGUGUCCAGUUGCCAGUAUGACUCCCUUGCCUGUGAAUGUCGGGGCAAACUUCCUGCAGGGGUGCUGGGCUCCUCCUUCUCGGAGAACUACGGCAGCGCCUGCGGGGCUUGGGACAUGGUUGACUGCGCGGCGACCUGGAGCCAGAACCCGGACAGCGGCUGGAGCAAUUCUGCAAAUCACGAGUGGUGCUGUGAUUCCUGGUGCUACGUCAAUGCCUCCUGCCCCAUCGCCAAGAAGUCGUGGCUAGGCAAUGGGUACUACUGGAGCUACGAGACUUGUGACGACACGGACUCCGUCUAUGACACGGCCUCAGACACCUGCACCACGUCGAGUCACCGGCGACGAGUCCAAAGACGCCUUGACGGCGACGAGGGAGCAAGCCCCCGUCAACUGGCUGGCCGACGCCGAGCACCUGAUUCAUCGUACAGCAGCUACUACCCUCGCCGACGCUACAGUAGCUAUAGCAGCUACAGCCCUCGCCGACGAGUCAGCCCUGCCACCACCACCACUGAAAGCAGUCGCCGACGCGCAGCUGGCACAACCACACCAGCAGCCACAACCACAGCAAGCAGUCGCCGACGCGCAUUGCAACAACCACCACCACGGCGGCCCUUCGCCGGCGGACUGUGA